AUGUGGUCCAUCCGUAAGGAAGGAACCAGUGAAUCCAAGGCUCAGAAGGACAAGAAGUGUGGGGAAGAUUUUAGGGGAAGAACUAAAAUGAUUGAACUUAAGGAUUUCCAGGUGACUCUGGCUGCUGAGUGGCAUAGGAAAAGACCUCUUCCAAACCAGCCUAGGCGCUGGAAGCUACGAGAGCCCCUUACCAGUGAGUGGAAGGUGAUGGGGAGCUCCCCGCAGAGGCUCAGAUGCGGCCGCCCCGUGCCGAGCCGGGUGCACUGGGCUGCAGCAGCCGUGGUGUGAGAACACUCCCCUCGGGACAGCUACCACCUGGUCAGGAUCAGUUGCUUCAUGCUGGGACUGGGCACCCUCCUCCCCUGGAACUUCUUCAUUACCGCUAUCCCGUACUUCCAGGGGCGGUUGGCAGGGGCCAAUAGCCCAGCUGAGGCUCUGAGCACCAACCACACCAGCCCCACAGACUCUCACAACUUCAACAACUGGGUGACGCUGCUGUCCCAGCUGCCUCUGCUGCUCUUCGCGCUCCUCAACUCCUUCCUAUAUCAGUGCAUCCCUGAGGUGGUGCGUAUUCUGGGCAGCCUGCUGGCCCUACUGCUGCUCUUUGUCCUGACAGCAGCAUUGGCGAAGGUGAACUUGAGCCCUGGGCUGUUCUUCUCCAUCACCAUGGCAUCCGUCUGGUUCAUCAAUUCUUUCUGUGCAGUGCUCCAAGGCAGCCUUUUCGGGCAACUAGGUACCAUGCCUUCCACCUACAGCACCCUCUUCCUCAGGGGCCAGGGCCUGGCUGGGAUCUUCGCUGCCCUUGCUAUGUUCAUGUCCAUGGCCAGUGGCGUGGAUUCCCAGACCUCUGCCCUUGGCUAUUUCAUCACACCGUGUGUGGGCAUCCUGCUCUCCCUCCUGUGCUACCCUAGCCUGCCCCAUCUGGAGUUUGCCCGCUACUACCUGGCCAAGAAGCUGUCCCAGGCCCCAGCUCAGGAGCCAGAGACCAAAGCUGAGCUCCUUCAAGCUGGUGAGAAGAAUGGGAUUCUCAUCAGCCCCCAGAAGGCAGGCCCAGCUCUGGAUCUUGACCUUGAGAAGGAGCCAGAGUCGGAACUGGAACUAGAGGAGCCCCAGAAGCCAGUUUCUUCAGUGGUGUAG
Molecule: messenger RNA, 1137 nt
Organism: Myodes glareolus (Bank vole)
Lineage: Eukaryota; Metazoa; Chordata; Mammalia; Rodentia; Cricetidae
Source: RefSeq, a predicted model, not a curated record